Messenger RNA from Echinostoma caproni, 366 nucleotides. The record is from the annotation of a GenBank genome assembly. Lineage: Eukaryota; Metazoa; Platyhelminthes; Trematoda; Plagiorchiida; Echinostomatidae.
ACACUGGUCGCUGCAAACUGCACACCCAAUAAAACCUACGGCGAGCGUUCACUCAAACUGAAUCGCGGUAUUCGCCGUAGCUUACCCUGGGUAUUCAUCAUUGCCGACCCUCCACAAUCCAUCAUCGGCAUCGACUUCCUCCGACACAUCAACCUCAAGGUUGAUCCGGUCGGACAGAAGCUCAUCAACCGUCUCACCACAUGUGAGACCCACGGGACACCUUCGACUGUGCCGUCCGUUAGCCUGCUCCUGUACUUUCCUGACGCCUCCGAUAGGUUCCGCGUGGUCCUCUCCGAGUUUCCGGAGUUGCGUAAACCGCCGGAUAUUCCCUCAGUCGACGACGGAUAUUGCUCACCCCAUUGUUAG